AUGAAUAAUUCUCAUAUUGAUCCUCCACGCGGGGUAUUUACACUACCCAUUACUUGCGAUUUAAAUAAUCCCUUCUGGGAUGUUAUCAAAUCUUCUAAAUAUUUUAUACUUCAAAGAACAAGGUCACCGAGCAGUGCAAUCCUUCGAGGUGUUAUCGGUACAAUACAGAAUGUUCUUGAUACGAAAGCUCCUCCUUUUCGAAUACUUUUUCGAUCGGAGGUAAACGCCCCUUCUUUACAAAUCGCUGUUUCUCAAUCUCAAAAAGGGAUCGAAGAUGCUUGGAAAUGGAUCGAAUACGGUCUAAAUGAUGGUUUGUCAAGACUUGACACUGCUGCUGAAAAAGAAAAUUAUGUUGUGACGAAAAUAAAUUCUUUGGUCACACGACAAGAUAAGGGAACUGAUGAAGUUUCUGAAGAUCAAAAUAUUCGAAAUGCAUCAAGAACUUUUCGUCAAAAUUUUGAUAUAGCUCCUACUGAAAGGCUAGUUAGUUGGUGGAUGUAUAUAAGUGAAAACUAUUUGGGUUUUCAUUCUUUGAUACUUGGCAUGGAAACAAAAUUGCUCAUAGAAUUAAAAAAUAUUGAAAAUUUGGUUAAAGAAAAAUCUAAGCGUGGAAUGGUUUCUGACUCGAUUAAAGUGAUUACGAAGGAUGGUAAUGAGUAUUUUUUCUCAAAUCUUUUUCAUCGAGAUGAAACCUACGGUUUGUUGGUUCAAUUGGCAGGUCUGUCAAUGCAACGAUUAUUAAAAAAUACUGCCGUAGAAUUGUCUCCAGCAACUUCCAUAUAUGAUGUUGAUAAUGUUACCGACAAUCAAAAAUUGGAUACUCCUUCAUUAUCUGACCCUCCUUUGUCACCAAUGGUUCCAUCUCUAAAAAAAGGCCUUGAAGAGCAAAAGCGUGAUAGAGAAUUUCGAAUUUUAUACAAUUUACCUUCAACUGAGCAUUUAAUGCAAGAAUGUGCUUGUGAUUUUUCUAUUUCUGAAAUGAAAGAAUCUUGGUCCGGUAAACUUCAGCUUUCUGAAGCUUAUUUAACUUUUGAAUCUACUGAUGGAAAAGGUUGCUACUUAAUAAUACCAUUAUAUACUGUACGAAGAGUUGAACGUGUUAAUAACAAGACUCACAAUCUUGUUUUAUCCGUAUUAAAUUGGCAUCAAAUGAAAACUAUAUUUCAUUUCAAUGCCACAAAAUCUAUUUGUGAAAAGUUUUGUAAUACUCUUAAAUCGAAUCUUAAAAAUCAACUCCGUCAUAUGAAGUCUUUACGACCUUUUUUGACUACUUGUUUUUCUGAAGCUUUAUUAAUUGAUCCCAAAAAAGAGCUUACUACUGGAGGUUUAGGCUUUACAUUUGGAUUUCCUGAUAACGGUCGGAAUUUGACACUUAUUAGAUCCCCAUACUUUCAUAAACUUGUUCGAAUUGGAUUACCAAAUAAAUUACGGGGUGAAAUAUGGGAGUUAUGUUCUGGUGCAAUAUACCUAAGAUUCGUAAAUAAUGGGUUGUAUGAUAGAUUGCAUAAAGAAAAUGCCGGCAAGGUGACUCUUUCCACUGAAGAAAUUGAAAAAGAUUUAAAUAGAUCUCUUCCCGAAUAUCUAGCAUAUCAAUCACCAGAAGGCAUUAAUAGAUUGAGACGUGUACUGACUGCUUAUUCUUGGAAAGAUCCUGAAUUAGGUUAUUGCCAGGCAAUGAAUAUUGUCGCAUCUGCUAUAUUAAUUUAUAUGAAUGAAGAACAAGCGUUUUGGAUUCUGAGCAUAUUAUGUGAUAGAAUGUUACCCGGUUAUUACAGUACUUCAAUGUAUGGUGCAAUACUUGAUCAAAUUAUAUUUGAACACUAUGUUCAAAGUAAAAUGUCAAUACUUUAUGACCAUUUCCAAAAAGUUGAUAUUCAACUAUCAGUUGCUUGCCUACCUUGGUUUCUCAGUCUUUACAUUAAUUCUAUGCCUCUUGUUUUUGCUUUCCGAGUUCUUGAUUGUUUCUUUAUGGAAGGUCCAAAGGUUUUAUUUCAAAUAGGGUAA
This is a messenger RNA of Cetraspora pellucida, 2004 nucleotides long. The record is from the annotation of a GenBank genome assembly. NCBI's taxonomy places the organism in Eukaryota, Fungi, Glomeromycota, Glomeromycetes, Diversisporales, Gigasporaceae.